This is a messenger RNA of Manihot esculenta (cassava), 1144 nucleotides long. Its product is annotated as glycine-rich cell wall structural protein 2-like. Bases 325 to 978 code for a protein of 217 amino acids. The transcript has a single exon. NCBI's taxonomy places the organism in Eukaryota, Viridiplantae, Streptophyta, Magnoliopsida, Malpighiales, Euphorbiaceae. The record is from RefSeq and is a predicted model, not a curated record.
AACAAGUAACUAAGCACUGUCCACCACCAUCACAAUGCCACGGCCACCUACACCACUUUCAUUAUCACUAAGAUUACCAACCAAAUCAAAGGGAAGCUACUAGACUUUUAAGAAUCUUUUCAAGAAAUCUGCCUUUGCAAUCCCUAUAUAUAGGGUUACAUCUUCCAGCCAUUUUCCACCCAUCACAAGCGUUGGCUUCUCUUCUCAAGCAUUCAUCGGUUUUAACUUUUACAUACACAAACACAGACUUUGAGAGAAAAGAGAGAGAGAUUUUUGAAUCUUUGUUAUAAUCUAUAGCUAGCUUUGUGUUUUGGAAGCUUGGAAAUGGCAAGCUCAAGUGUGCUAGGUGCUGCAUUCUUGGUCUUGCUCCUUGUUGACCUCUGCUUCGCUAUUCGGUCCCCAGAAGCGAUUUUUGGUAGAGCAGGUGGAGGUGGAGGAGGAGGAGGAGAAGGUGGUGGAGGUGGAGGUGGUGGGGGUUUAGAUGGAGGACAUGGGUAUGGCUCUGGUUAUGGUUCAGGAUAUGGGUCUGGAGGUGGUGAAGGAUAUGGCGAUGCAGGAGGAUACGGUAGAGGAGGAGGUGGAGGCGGAGGUGGUGGUAGUGGUGGUGGUGGUGGUGGUGGGUCUGCAGGUUAUGGUAGAGGAUAUGGUUCAGGCUUUGGGUCUGGCAGUGGCUCAGGCGACGGGUCUGGUUAUGGUGGUGGGAAAGGAGGAGGUGGAGGUGGAGGUGGUGGGAGAGGAGGAGGUGGUGGUGGAGGAUUAGGCAAUGGAAGUGGAUCAGGUUACGGGUCUGGAUAUGGAAGCGGGUCUGGAUAUGGAAGUGGAGGAGGAAGAGGCGGUGGCAGUGGAGGAGGAGGUGGUGGUGGUGGAGGAGGAGGUGGUGGCGGUGGUGGUGGGAAUGGGUCCGGGUAUGGUUCAGGAUAUGGUUCAGGCUACGGAAGUGGGUACGGAGGAGGAGAAGAAGAUGGUGGGUAUCCAUGAGCAUGCAAGAGAUGUUUGUGUUUAGGUAGCAACUUAUUGAGUGUGGGAUCUUUUACAGUGGAAUAAAAUUGGAACAGCUCCAUCACACUAUCUUAUAUUCACAAUGUUUCUGUCUUGUUUCUAUGUAUUAUAUAAACUAACAAUAAUAUAAUAUUUCCUUUGCCUA